Messenger RNA from Paramecium tetraurelia, 480 nucleotides. RefSeq lists its product as uncharacterized. Lineage: Eukaryota; Ciliophora; Oligohymenophorea; Peniculida; Parameciidae. The transcript is spliced from 3 exons. The record is from RefSeq and is a predicted model, not a curated record.
AUGACCUCAAAUAUUAACAUCCUAUUUGAUAAACCGAAGCUUACCCUAACAGCUUUGGAAAAAGUAGAACAAUACGAUUUUGACAUCAUUGCCGAUAAAGUAUCAGAGUAGCUCAAAUAUGUCUCCCAAAGAUUGAUUGAAGGUUAAUAGGAAACAGAUCUUCCCUACGACAAAGAAAAUAUUAUUUUGCCAAGAUAACAAACUUACAUUUAGAAAGUAAAGGAUAGUAAGUUUGCAAAAAAGAAAAAAAAUCGAAUGGUUUGGGAUGAAAAUAAAAAGGAUUGGGCCUUGAGAAAAUUGAAAAAAAGAGAUUCUGUAAUACCCCCUAUCAUUGAGGCUACCAAGCAAGAUGCCUAUGAAGACGUCUUUAGAAAAAAGGAAAUGGAGCAUGAACUUAAGAAAUCUUAGAAACAAUUAAGGUCAGUGUAAAAAGAUAGAAAGAAAUAGAAGAAACUAUAAACCAUUAAGAAAUAACUCUGA